AUAAUAUAAGUAUUAUAAAAACUAAUUCAAAUAUACCUCACCAAUGGAAACUGAGACUAAUACAGAGCUUCAGCUAGAAGAUGUCAUUGACGAAACUAUCGUAGAAGAAGCAUCCAUUCACGAAAAUGUGUCCACACAAUCCACGCCGUCCAGUGAGGAUAUGGUGAAAAGCGCUGAGAAGGAGGAAAAGUUGCUGAUGCUGAGGGAAGUCAAGAGGCGGCUAAGGGAGCGCGAGAAGGAGGAGGAGAAGAUCCUGGAAGUCCAGUCCAUAUCGGAAAAGGAGGAAGAGGAGGAGCAUUUGUUGUGGUCCAAGCUCGAAGAUGAUGUCGAAAGUAAAGUCAGAAGAACAACUCGGUUCUCCGACGUGGCCGCCUUCACAAAGACUUUGGAAACAGCUCAAGAUGAAGGCGAAGAUUCACCCGCUCCCUUCGAAUCCUCCUCAGAAUCGGAGCCAGAAGUCCCUGAGACCGGACGCAAAGACAGCAUCGACCCCAUGAAGUUGGCGGUCAAAACGCUAAUGCUGGUUCCUAGUCUUUCGGAUAUUUCGCUGCCCACGGAGCCGGAACCAGACACAAAAUCCAUAAGAUCUCAGUCGGUAAAAUCUCAACGAUUAACCAUCGCCGAUAAUGAUUACGAUUCGGUUGAGGGGGAGUCUGGCGAAUCACACAGCGAUUCACAGACAUCCAUGGGAAAUCAAAUCAGCUCAAGGUCACUAAGAGAAUCCUCAUCGGACGAGAUUUUAGAGGAGGUUCCAUUUUCUGACCACACGAUAAUAGAUUCCCAAAAGGACAUGGACUUCGAGAGCUACUUUGCUAACCAGCGGGAAAAAAGCGCAGUGUCAGAAGCCGACGUUAGUGCAGAACUUCGGGCUAAGGAGACGCAACAAGUUGUUCUCGAUUUUCUUAACGACAUGAUUAAAAGUGUUGUAGUAGAAGAGCGCAAGGAUACGGACGAGUAUAUCCGAAAGAGUCUGGACAAGGAGAAGCUGCUGGUCUUCCUGCAGAGGGACGUGAAUGACCACAUCGUGGUGAACGAUAGUCACAGGCUGCUCCAGGAACGGGUGAUAGACUACUACCGUCGCUCCAAGAACCAGCGACCCUUUGCCGACUUGCCCCUGAACGAGGAGAUGGCAUACGCAUCCCGUUACGACCAAGCUCUGGCCUAUUUGUCCUACGCCCAAGAGCGCCUGGACAAGGUCAAGGAGAAAUACAGCAUUUUGAUGACCAAGGCUUCGUUGGACCUCGACCAUGCCAUGCACAUCGUCUCCGGCACGGAGGCGCAUCUGGAGCAGACCGUGCGACGACUCCUGAUCCGACCGGAUGCCGAGAGCGACUUCCUCAAGCGUCUGGUUGCCCGCGAGCUGCGGCUGAUGGCCGAACUGCGAAACAGGAUCAGCGACACCCGCCUGUUGGUCAUCUCACAGAAACACACAAUGGGUCUCAUAACGAAAAAAAUAAAAGAGCUAGAAAUGGUUUGCGAAGGUGUAAGCAUGCAAGACUUCAUAAUGGUACAAACAAAGACGUUAGGAUUAGAGAAAAAGAUUGAUGAUCGAAAUCUUGAUUUAAAUAAGCAGCGCAGCCACUAUUACACGGAAUUGCAUCUUAUCAAGCAUAAUCGUGAGAAGACGCUUGCGCUCAAGAACAGAAUAGUUCAACUGAAGAUCAAACUUAUGGAAAAGAACAUUAUUAAAAACGACGUAAAGACCAAGCUGUAUCGGGCGAAACUGGAACGCAAAAAGAUUAAAGGUCGAAUAAAUGAGUUGACCUACCAGGGUGGUAUACUGGCGAUGCCCGCUUUGAUGUACGACUAUGAUCGCACGGUGGCCUAUAUUCGAGAAAAGCAGGAACGGGUCGCCAGCUUAAAGCAAACCCUGAGAUCCCUUAACAGUCACCUCCGAACUGUGUUGCCAGGUACAACGAAAAGUCUAUUUCAUUUGGAUUCCUAACAGUUUUAAGCUAAAUACAUUUUUUCACAAAAAUA
Drosophila elegans is the source of this 1980-nucleotide messenger RNA. RefSeq lists its product as uncharacterized. Lineage: Eukaryota; Metazoa; Arthropoda; Insecta; Diptera; Drosophilidae. Gene Ontology annotation, cellular component: ciliary basal body; axoneme. Gene Ontology annotation, biological process: cilium assembly. The transcript has 3 exons. The record is from RefSeq and is a predicted model, not a curated record. Bases 44 to 1945 code for a protein of 633 amino acids.